UUCAAUACGCUUUUCUAUUUUUUACUGUUAUUAAAAACAAUUAAUUGUACCAUAUGCCGCUAGUAUCCCGCAUGCCGAAUCGAUGUAACUUUGCAGAAAGCUUCUGUCGCGUAUGCACAUUCCACUACAGCAGUCAGUAGAAGAUGAGAAAGACGCGGCAAGCCGCUGAAUUUUCAGAGCUCAAGGAACUGGUACACCAACUACGAGUCUGCGAUUUACAACAGCUACUUGGUGAAAAUAACAUUAGUCGCAGCGGUCGAAAAUCGGAUCUAGUUGAUCGCGUGCUGAGUUUAGUGCGACAAAACGUUGCUGUACUGAAGCAUCGAGUACGUGAGCUUCAUCGAAAAGCUCAGCAAGAGGCUCAGGAACUUUUGACUCCCUCGACUGUUUCAGCUGGCAGUGCAGUGAGCCAGCUACUGCCACAGGUCGUGUUGCAGCCAGUCGAUAGUAACGCCCUAGCGGUUCAGUCGCUGUUGGCAUCGGGUGGACAUAUUAACCUUACCAGUGGUACUGGCGGCAUCGGCAAUAACGGUACCGUCGUGACAAACACCAACAGCAACAACGUUCACAGUGUGAACGCGCGUACGGCAGCGGGAAUGUACCAGCAGCAGUAUGCUAACGCCGUACAAAGUGACAACCGGGUCGGGCAGCAAGUGCAUGCCAACGGCAUCGGUGUGCCCGGGUACGGCGAUUAUCCGGUCUGCCCAGACGUGCAACUAAAAAAGCUGGCCUUUUUCGAUGUUAUGGCAACACUGCUGAAACCGGCCACAUUGGUUCCUACCAACACAACGCAACGUGUGCAGGAAGGUUCCUUUUACUUUCAUCUAACGCCUCAGCAGGCGAACGAAAUUGCACUCAAUCGCGAUGUCAGCAACCCGAACAAAUUGGAGCACGUCGUGCAGGUGCAGCUUAGAUUUUGUCUGCUGGAAACAACCUGCGAGCAGGAGGAUUAUUUCCCGCCCAACAUUGUAGUGAAAGUGAACAACAAGUUGUGUCCAUUGCCGAAUCCCAUACCCACAAACAAACCCGGUGUAGAACCAAAGAGACCUCCGCGACCGGUUAACAUUACGCCGCAAGUGAAGCUGUCUCCGACUGUCACGAAUCAAAUUGUCGUGUCCUGGUGCACAGAGUACAACCGCGGAUAUGCUGCGUCCUGUUAUUUGGUUCGCAAGCUAACCUCGGCCCAACUGCUUCAAAGGCUGAAAACAAAGGGUGUAAAGGCAGCAGAUUACACACGAGCAUUAAUCAAAGAAAAACUGAAGGAAGAUGCUGACUGUGAAAUAGCAACAACGAUGCUGAAAGUAUCGUUAAUUUGUCCGUUGGGAAAGAUGCGCAUGAGCACCCCUUGUCGCUCAUCUACCUGCUCCCAUUUGCAGUGCUUUGAUGCGUCAUUAUAUCUGCAGAUGAAUGAACGCAAACCAACGUGGAACUGUCCGGUUUGCGACAAACCAGCUGUAUACAACAAUCUGGUAAUUGACGGGUACUUCCAAGAGGUUUUGGUUUCAAAUAAGCUUUCGAGCGAAGAUACGGAAAUUCAACUUCAUAAUGACGGUUCAUGGAGUACACGUGUCAAACAGAAUGAUUCUGACGAUGGGUCACCUAGCAAAGCUGUGCAAAAGGUCGAAGUAAUAUCAGAUGACGUUGAAGUAAUAACUACGGAUCCACCAAAACCGAGUAUUGUAUCGCAGACUUCGGUCAUCUCAACUAACGAACCAACUUCAACUACUACCUCCAGUGAAACGGUUGAUUUGACACUGAGUGACUCCGAUGAUGAAGUUCCUUCAAAGCGGAAGAAAACCAACAAUAACCGCACAAACGGUGCAGGAACUUCCGGCAAUCCUACGUCGUCCGCUUCCUCCACAUCUGCUGCCAGCGGAAGCUCGUCGGCUAGCUCGGGAGCGGUAGUAACGCGUUCCAAAAUAAACGAAGACCCUUCAUCGUCAGUAAUAUCUCUCGAUUCCCCAUCGCCACCAUCAACACCUAACCCGCACAAUGGAAGCAACGAUGUGUCUUCGACAACGACUCCUUCUUUGGCGGCGUACCAUUAUCAGCAUCAGCAAGAAUCUCCUGGUGGAAACGGCGGGUCCGGCGAACAAAUGAGCAAUUUUCAAAUUAAUCCGCUAGCACUACAUCGAUAAAGCCAUAAGAAAUUCACCCCGCGUUCCGCUCCAACAAAGCUACGGCCGAGGAAGCAGCAACUAUACUUUCCAUUACAUCAUGAAUCAAACAAUAAUUUAUUUUUAAAUAACUUUUUAUGAUAGACAUAACACGCCCUCUCCCGAAACAGAUUGAACUUUCUCGACACACGCAACCCUUCGCACUCAUAUGCAGAAUAAUAUACAUUAUAGACAAUCAACCAACUAGACAAACCAGGAACCGCUAAGCAAUUGGAGAACCUAACAAACAGCAAAAAUUCAAAGUCAUCAGGACUUUGUUCGACUCUCGGUUUUUUGCAGAUCCUUAUAGUAUUAAAAAUGUCACUCCGUCGCUGGUCAUUAACUACCUGAAUCGUUCAAAUGUAGUUUUUUUGUUUUGCUCUAUUGCUAGUGGAUCUUGAUAUGUCUGUUGGUUGAGUGUAUGUGACUUAACGAUUUAACUUGGCAGGUCCUCUGUAUAGGAGACAUGAAAUAGUUGAGAUUUAGUUCAAAAACAAUUAUUUUGUAGUUAAGUCAUAAGCAGUCUGAUAUGGAAUCGACCGAAAUUUGUUAUUAUCUAUCACCAUUCAACACAAAUUACUUCAUUUUAUAAUUUUCUUAUAUCCGUUUUUUAUUAUAUUUGUAUUUUGGUAGACUCUGUUGUUCUGUAAGUUAUUCUAUUCAGGCUCAAAUCUUGAAAAAACCAACUAAAAUGACAUAAGACCAUCAAAACCCCAAAUGGCGUCCUAAAGAUAGGGAAUUUACAAUUGCUACAUGAAGACGAGCGAUAUAAGCAGUUAAGGGAUUUUCAGAUGCGACGUGAGUGUAGGGAUCCCGUUUUUUUUUGUUAAACCGCACACAAGCAACAUAUUUUAAAUUUAAUUCAAUCAGAGUUGAAAACAUAACGUUCUUUACAGAGAGAGUAUUCUGAAUGAGCUUUUCUGAACAUUUGAAGUAAUAAACAUUUUGUUUAUGGUU
This is a messenger RNA of Anopheles moucheti, 3113 nucleotides long. RefSeq names its product E3 SUMO-protein ligase PIAS2 (gene Su(var)2-10). The record is from RefSeq and is a predicted model, not a curated record. The transcript has 11 exons. Gene Ontology annotation, molecular function: SUMO ligase activity; transcription coregulator activity; zinc ion binding. Bases 144 to 2138 code for a protein of 664 amino acids. Lineage: Eukaryota; Metazoa; Arthropoda; Insecta; Diptera; Culicidae. Gene Ontology annotation, biological process: regulation of transcription by RNA polymerase II; protein sumoylation.